Molecule: messenger RNA, 1221 nt
Organism: Hypoxylon fragiforme
Lineage: Eukaryota; Fungi; Ascomycota; Sordariomycetes; Xylariales; Hypoxylaceae
Product: defender against death DAD protein
Exons: 5
Coding region: 586-1065 (159 amino acids)
Biological process (GO): protein N-linked glycosylation
Cellular component (GO): membrane; oligosaccharyltransferase complex
Source: RefSeq, a predicted model, not a curated record
GAUGUGAAUUAGCCUUCUUCCUUGAACUUGUAGAUGAGCCGAACUGACCAUAUUGUUUUUGAUUCUCAAUUAUAUGGAAACGUUGGAAAUGUACAAUGGCGGAAAUAAUUUUGUUACUAUAUAUUAGGCAGCGUCGUAAAGGGUGGAAAUAUGUACGUAGUGGAGAGUUGAUAAAGCGUAGGAGAUGUAGGCUUCAUGAAGCUCGGAGCCCCGGUGGUGUCUAAACGCCGAGGGGGAAAGACUCGUUGAUCAUUGAAUGACGCCAGCCAUCUGAUGCAACCUCUUCAACCCCGAUUUGGGUAGACUGUGGCUGAAGCUCUACCUUAUUUAGCCACAUUUACCCCAAGAUUAUCCAAACGUUUUAGUUCAAACUUGAAGUUGUGACCCUGGUAACCUUUUUUUUUUGAAGCUUUCGUGUCCCUUUACACGCAAUCUGGGGGAUCCAUUAAUCUGCAUUACUUGCGCCGAUUUUACAACUGAAUUCAACAACUUUCUCGACGACAAACUUUCCACACCAAUUUUGAAACCAUUCUUGACUUACGAAUUCACAGCACUUCCAUUUUUAAAAUUAACGUAUUACCAAAAAUGGCGCCAAAGAAAUCCGCUGCUGCCGCUGCUGCUGCUGCCGCCGCCGCCAGCACUACGCCUGCGACAACAGCACCAACAACUACUACUACAAGCUCAACUAGCAGCACGAUUGCCACCAAGCCGACGACAUCCAACACCCCUCAAUCGAUCGACACCGUCACCCUGAACAUCGUCGAGCACUACCAGAAGACGACGCCGCAGCGCACGAAGCUGAUCGACGCAUUCAUGGCCUUCCUGGUCGUCGUAGGUGUCCUGCAGUUUGCGUACUGCGUCUUGGCGGGCAAUUACCCUUUCAAUGCUUUCCUCUCGGGCUUCUCUGCCACCGUCGGCCAAUUCGUUCUUACCGCAUCCCUACGCAUCCAGACCACAGAAGCGAACAAGGCAGAAUUCCCUUCCGUGUCACCAGAAAGGGCUUUUGCAGAUUACGUGGUCGGCAGUCUCAUCCUGCACUUCUUCUGCGUCAACUUCAUAAACUAGGUCACGAGAUAUGUUUGUAUGCGUGUGUAGGUACAGUACACAACCUAGGGUAGGUAGGUACCUAGGCGGGAAUUAUAUCAGGGGCUUGCUCGCUGGCUUGCUUGCUUGCUUAGCCGCUAGGAAUCUCCAUGUAAUGAAUGAGAGGAACUUGAAAAA